AUGGGCGACAUGGGUUACAAUUCGCCAGAGUUGACCAAAGCCGCCGUGGGCCAGUUCUUUCAGCUUGGUCUAGAGCUGUUGGACGGUGAUAUCGGCGCUGCACAGGAUGCCAUCAAACUCCUUGCCAAAGACUCUGGUCUUGCCUUUAUCAAGGCCGUGGUUGAACUCCAUAUCCCACACACCCACACCCUUGCCAACUUUGCUCUAUGGGAGUCUGAAGUCAAGCCCAUGUUUUCCCUUGUCACCCACCCCAGAGUUGUAGACUCGGCUGUCCUUGAACAGCAAGUCGCUGACUUGUUCAACUUUCUCCUGGGAGUUCAGGGUCGGCGCAUGACUAAACUCUUCAACUUCAUUCUGCAGCUUCUCGUUAACUCGCCGCUCCCUGCAGAAGCAGAUUUACGAGGCAACAUACUUGAGCUCUCAUUGAACGUCCUGUCAAAGAUAAUUGACUGCAACACCAACAAUAUUAUCAAUCCGGAAUGUGGCAGACUGGUCUCUGCAUUCGUUCAACUUAUGCAUCAACACCCCGGCAGUCAAGAUGACUUCUCUUUUCUGCAGGCAUCCAAGUACAUCGAGUACAUGCAGCAACGAUUAGACACCGGCAAAGACAUUCCCGAUCUGGUAUACAACCAGACCCUCCCCGUUUCAAGGGAAGAAUUUGUGCUCAAGAGGAAUGGUCCAGGCACACUCUCUGCCGAAGGGCGCCGCCAUGACAAUGACCACGCCAACAUCAACAAGAUCAAAAUCAUGCCCACCUACGAUGAGAUUGUAUCGCCCCGCGCAGAGUAUUUACCAACCAAGUAUCCUUCCCAAUGGCAUACCGACGGGAUUCGAGGUCGUCUAGAUCGAGAGUUUCGCCUCAUCAGAGAAGACACGGUCGGCCAGCUUCGAGAUGUUGUGCGUGACAUGCUGGAAGCCGCUCGAGACCCAAAGCAACGCGCUCUGCAAAAGUCCAAGACCAUGCGGACUUUUAACUACGAAGAUCCCGUCACCAUCAAUGUCGAUUGGCACCGGAUCGGAGGCCUAGAGAUGGUCGUGCGUUGCAAUCAACUUCCAGUCGUCAGUAAGCUCGACGCGAAGAAACGACGUGAGUGGUGGGGGCAGUCCAAGCGACUGCAAUCUGGUGCGCUCGUCUGUUUGUUCGAUGUCACCGGCACAGUAUUGUUCUGUGUCGUCUCUGACACCACUAUGCGAUCCAAGGACGACAAAGAUGCUAGGAAAAUGGACACCAAGGACAAGGACAAGAACCAAGAGUCCGAUAAAGAAGUCAGAACCUUGUCGGACGACAAGGCAGUUCUCUUUGUGAACCUCAAGCUUGUUGAUCCAACUACCAGAGAGAUAUCUCAAGCAAUGCGAUGGUUCAGAAACACCCGAUCGUCUCCGCGUCGCUAUCUCGUUGAGUUCCCAGGCGUUCUGCUUGACUCAUUCAAACAUACUCUAUCGGCUUUGCAGAAAAUGCAUGAGAGGCCCAACGUUCCAUUCAAGAAUUUGUUGGCACCCAGCAAAGAUUCAGACUCUGAUACAGAUGUCGGACUGCCGCAUUAUGCAAGAAGGCCAGGCUUUACUUUCGACCUCAGCUGUCUUAGCACUGACAACUCCACACUCAUCAUGGACCCUCACUCACCCAUCACGCCCGAGGCCCUUGCGCUCAAAACAAGCCUUGAUCCCACCCAGUCUGCCGCCCUAUUGAACACUCUGACCAGAGAAUUGUCGCUUGUUCAGGGUCCGCCAGGCACAGGAAAAAGUUACACUGGAGAAAAGAUCAUCAAGGUUCUCUUGAACGCCAGAAAGAAAGCGACACUGGGCCCAAUCCUCUGCGUCUGCUACACAAACCAUGCCCUGGAUCAACUACUCGAGCACCUUCUCGAUGACGGCAUCAAAAGUAUCAUCCGUAUGGGGUCCCGCUCUAAAUCAGAGCGACUUCAGAAUUUGAACCUGCGAACUAUUGCGAAAGAAGCCUCUCUUACAAAGUCGGAAAGGAGUAGUCUUUGGGAAGCAGAUCAAGGAAUCCGUGAAGAUGUCGAUGAGGGCCGGAAGCUGCUGCGGGAGCUUGCCGUCUGCCAGUCAUGGACCUCCGUGAAGGCCCUGAUGUCGUCCGAGUACCCUCGACAACACAUGGAGAUGUUUGGAGAUGAUCGCGAUGGAUGGAAGACAGUCAUUCACCAGCCCGAGAUGGUUAUUCAUCGUUGGCUUCAAGGCGGAAUUAAUACUGGAGCAAACCCCAGACAGCUCGAACAACUCAAACAUGUUCCACUUCAGAGUCUAUCAAGGGAUGAGCGAACCAUACUCCAUCGGCACUGGGUCAAGUCAAUCAGAGAUCCUAUCAUCACCAAGCUCGCAAGACUGAACAAACAAUACAACGAUGACGUCACGCGCAAAGACGAGAUCCGCGGAGACAUUGACCUGCGCUGUCUAAAUGAGGCAGAUAUCGUCGGCGUAACAACAACAGGCUUAGCCAGGAACUUGACCCUCCUGCGAAAGCUACGAUGCAAGGUGCUGCUUUGUGAGGAAGCGGGCGAGGUUCUUGAAGCCCAUAACCUUACAGCCCUCUUGCCUUCCAUUGAGCACACCAUCCUGAUUGGCGAUCACCUACAGCUUCGUCCUCAGAUACAGAACUAUGAUCUGCAAAGCACCAAUCCGCGCGGCAAGCAAUUUUCACUCGAUGUUUCUUUGUUUGAGAGAUUGGUCGAGCCAUCGCACGACACAGCGGUCAAGAUACCUUACAGUGUGCUCGAGACACAAAGACGAAUGCAUCCUUCAAUCGCUGAACUGGUCCGAUCAACUCUGUACCCAUCCCUCAAAGACUCGGAGAAUGUGGAGGAGUAUCCACAAGUAGUAGGUAUGAGACGUCGUCUGUUCUGGUUCGAUCAUGAUCAUCCAGAAACUGCAAACGACAACGAGUCGACGAGUACUUCCAAGUCCAACAGCUUCGAGGUCGACAUGACAGCUUCUCUGGUUUCUCAUCUUUCGCAGCAGGGGAAGUAUGGCGCUGGUGAUAUUGCCGUUCUCACACCAUACCUAGGACAGCUUCAACUCUUACGUCGCAGGAUGGAAUCCAUGUUCGAGAUUUGUGUCAACGAUCGCGACGAAGAUGAACUUGAGGCCAUCGAGGAAGAGGGAACCGAUACCAAAACGCCAAAUUUUAGCGCCCUUCGAAAAACGACUCUCCUCAAAACCGUCAGAGUAGCGACAGUCGAUAACUUCCAGGGUGAAGAAGCCAAGAUCAUUGUCAUCUCCCUGGUUCGGAGCAACCCUCAACAGGAAUGUGGUUUCCUCAAGACCUCCAACCGUAUCAAUGUUCUUUUGUCUCGUGCACAACACGGCAUGUAUAUCAUCGGAAACCAAAGCUCGUACGAGAGAGUACCAAUGUGGGCGGGAGUCAUCAAGAUUCUGGCCGCCGGUGAGAACAUCGGCACGAAGCUGGAACUACAAUGCCCCAGACAUCCGGAGACACCUGCACUUGUCUCUCAUCCCGAACACUUCUCUCAAAUGUCUCCCGAAGGUCCAUCACUCUGUGGAGAAGUCUGUCCUACUUCAGCAUUCUGCCAGGUCUGCGCAACCGAUGAGAUCAAGUCAGUAUGCGUCGACUUCAUCAUGAUGGCGGAAUACAGGGACAUUGAUCUCAACGAAGAACCCUGUAUCUUCCCCAGCUGUGGCCACUUCCUCACUGUCUCGUCCAUGGAUGGUCAGAUGGGCAUGGCAGCGCACUACACACUCGACGCCAACAGUCUUCCCACACAGAUCCUGCGAGCCUCUGAGCCUUUCUCUUUGGAUGGCCAGGGCAUCAAGUCUUGCCCCACCUGUCGUGGAUCUCUCCGCAGUGUCUCACGAUACGGUCGAAUCGUGCGCCGGGCAAUGCUUGACGAGGCUACGAAGAAGUUCAUCUCGUGGUCGAAUGAUGGAUAUCACUUAGUGGCGUCAAGACUUGUCACUGAACAAGAACGCCUGGCUGCUAUGGAACCCCCAGGGGUUGUUGGCCGCAACGCUGGAGCAGCUGUCAACUUGACCGUUGUAGGUUCACGUCAGAGACAACUGCAGCUUCUCAAAGAAUUUGUUGGUAAACGAUAUGAUUCCAUUCUCCAGUUUCGGAAGACUAUUGUAUCCUAUGCCGCCAAAGUGAAGAAGGAGGAACAGCCUUUCCAGCGCGUUGCGAACCUUGUCAAGCACUCCAACCUUCACCGGGGUAGGCAGAGCGAAUUCCAAUACGACCAGGCUGUCAUCCAAUCAAAGGGGGCGCUCCUUGCAUCGGCCUUGCUCUUAAAAUGCGACAUAUUGAUCCUUUCUGACCUCUUUGGGCUCUUGCUUGGUGGGAAGGCCAGGUUUUCUGCGUCAGACGUAAAGGUCGACUUUUCUUGCUUCAUGAUCGAUGGCGAUGCCUUGAUCAAAGAUGCGAAAACCGCUUUGUAUCCACGAGAGGAGGCCCAGGGUCAUUUAUUCCGUGCCCAACUUUGCGUUCUGUCCCGUCAAUGUGCCUCUGCAAAAGCGAAGCUGACUCAGACAAAUGCUACAACUUCAGUAUCUGAGGCUGCAGCCGUUUCUGAAUCACUUGACCAGCUACGUGACACAGGCCUCGGUCACAUCUUCGAGGCAAGGGGACUUCUGGAGCAGAACCCGUCUGCUCUAGUCCUCAAGAACGAGAUAGACGCUGCUGAGGAGGGUCUGAGAGGAGGGGUUUACCGCCCUGUUACAGCUGAGGAGUUGCGACAGGUCUAUGCUGCGUCUAUGGGAGAGCUACGUGGAACGGGGCAUUGGUACAUGUGUCGUAACGGACACCCUUUCACCAUCAACAAUUGUGGUAUGGCGAUGGAGCAAGCAACGUGUCCAGAGUGCGGAGCUCCAAUCGGUGGACAGAAUCAUCGGUCAGUCGAAGGUGUAAGACAUGCGGCUGAAAUUGAGGAAAUGGCGGAGGGAUUAAGAGGAAUGCGUCUGUAA
This is a messenger RNA of Fusarium pseudograminearum CS3096, 4932 nucleotides long. RefSeq lists its product as uncharacterized. Gene Ontology annotation, cellular component: nuclear RNA-directed RNA polymerase complex. The transcript is spliced from 2 exons. Bases 1 to 4932 code for a protein of 1643 amino acids. Lineage: Eukaryota; Fungi; Ascomycota; Sordariomycetes; Hypocreales; Nectriaceae. The record is from RefSeq and is a predicted model, not a curated record. Gene Ontology annotation, biological process: regulatory ncRNA-mediated heterochromatin formation. Gene Ontology annotation, molecular function: helicase activity.